Molecule: messenger RNA, 4355 nt
Organism: Menidia menidia (Atlantic silverside)
Lineage: Eukaryota; Metazoa; Chordata; Actinopteri; Atheriniformes; Atherinopsidae
Source: the annotation of a GenBank genome assembly
CCAGACGCGCCAUUGGUCGGCUCUGCAGGUUGCAGCUCUGCACACAGGCUCACUCACAGAGCUUUUCGUGCACAGACUUAGAAAAGAAAAAGAAAGCUCAAGAAAACGAAAGCCGAUGAGUGCGACCCAUUCUAGAAGUCGGACUUGUUUUUUUAUGAAGAAUGACGAACGCGUCCGCCGCGGCUCGGCUCGGCUCGGCUCGUCCAAACGGCUCACAACUUCUUAUAAAGAUUUAGGUGGAGCCGGUCUGGAGGAUGAGGAGUUUCUGGACAUAUUGGAGGAGAGAAGGCAGUCCAGUGAUCUGGGUUUUGCCUUCAGGACCUUUAACCCCAGUCCGUACAAUGCCGCCCCCCCCAGCUCCACGGCUGAGCUCAACCGGGCCGUCCUGGAGUCCCAGUAUCUGCGCUACAUGGUCAAAGAGAUAGCCACAGAAACCGGGUCGCCUGUGGAGCAGGUGAGGGAAGAGGCGUGCGGGAUACUGAACGAAAUGUCUCAAAACCUCCAGCUGGGGUUUAUCAGGCUGAUGAGCUACACACUCAGCAAGGUGUUCAAGAGACUCUUCAGCAGUAUAUUUGUCAACAUGGAGGGACUCAACAUGCUACAACAAGCUGCCCAGGAGUGUCCGGUGAUCCUGAUGCCCAAUCACCGGAGCUACGUGGACUUCCUGGUUAUCUCCUACAUCCUGUACAGCUACGACAUUCCGAUCCCUGUCAUUGCUGCUGGAAUUCGCAACUCUGGCAGGGAUGAAGAUCGUGGGGGAGAUUCUGCGUCGCUCUGGGGCCUUUUUUAUCCGACGCGCCAUCGGCUCCGACAAACUCUACUGGGCCGUGCUGUCGGAAUACGUCCGAAUGAUUGUCAGAAGUGGCAGUCUAACAGCUUAUGUCUCAUGCAGAGGGGGUUUGCUCCUCUGGAGUUUUAUGUGGAGGGUUUCAGAAGUCGCACGCUGAAGUCUCUCAUCCCAAAGUUUGGUAUGAUGCACAUGGUGCUGGAGCCCUUCUUUAAAGGUGAAGUGUAUGACAUUGCCCUGGUGCCCAUCAGCAUCAGCUAUGAGCGAGUGCUGGAAGAGUCCCUGCUUGCACAUGAGUUGCUGGGAGUCCCCAAGCCCAGAGAAAGCACCAUGGGCCUGCUGAAGGCCAGCAGAGUUCUGAAGGACAAUUAUGGCUGCAUGCACGUGAACUUUGGCCGUCCCUUGUCGGUCAGGCAGCUCUGUGAGGGCAAGAUAAAUCGCAGCCAGUACAACCUCAUACCCAGAGAUCUCCCUCAGAAGCCCACUGCGGAGGCCCAGGCCUGCGUGAGCUGGCUGGCUCAUUUGAUUGUGCGAGUUCAAGAGGAGGGCUCUCUGAUCAGCCCCUGGUCUCUGAUGGCCUCCCUGUUGCUCCAGGUUCCAGCCACAGUCUUGGCACAGGAGGGCCUGCUUUGGGAUCAACUUACAGAAAGAAUCCUCUGGCUCAGGAAGCUGGUGCUGGACUUUGGGGGUCGUCUGAACUGGCCUGAAGGUGUCCCCGAGUCGGAGGUGAUGUCGUCCACGGCGGCCCUCCACCGCUCCGUCGUUCGCCGCAGAGCGGGGCGUGUCCACCUGGUCGAGGACGACCAGCCCGAGAGGAAGCACCCGGGCAGCCCCGAGGAGGCUGUGAUGAGGACGGCAUCCGCAGCUCUGAUGCUGGCGUCCUACAGGAAUCAGGCCCUGCACGUCUUUGUGCGUCCGGCCCUGCUGGCUACUGCCAUGCGCCUCACAAAAAGCCGGCAGAAAGGUGAGCUCCUCUCCUUGUUCUGCUUCCUACAGGACGUUUUCUCCAACGAAUUCAUCUUCAUCCCUGACAGGUCAUCUCAGGACUUUGAGGAGGCGUGCUGCCUCCUGAAGAAGUGUGGAGCCGUUUGCAUCAGCGAAGAGGAGCUGACUGUUUCGGACACAGGAGUGGAGGUGUUAUCCUUCCUUCAGGAACUGAUGAAACCCUUCAUAGACUCUUAUCAGCUGAUGCUCAGAUACCUCUGUGAGGAAGGAGAUCCUGUUUUCUCAGAGAAAGAGUUCCUGCCUGCUGUGCGAAACCUGGCCACAAAGCUCAUCCUCUCAGGUGAACUCCACACUUACGAAGCCCUCUCAUCGGACACCCAGAAGAACGUUUUGGCGGCGCUGCGGAGAAUGGAGGCUUUGACAAAGCUGAGCUCUGACAGUAAAUACAGAGUGAACAAAGCAUCUGUGAGAAGAAGUGAAGAGAUCCUCUCUGGAAAAAUCCCUCCGCAAAAUCUCCAGGCCACGCCCGACGCCAGGCUGUAGUCUCAGCCGGGGCAGAUCCGUCCACAAGUGGUGCCUCGCAGUCAGGUUUUCUCCUCUUAGAGGAACCUAUCUCGGCCUUUUCUUCAUUGUUUUUGUCCCUCUGUUCUUUGGCAACUGUUCUGCCUUCACUGAGCCACCUCGAUUCUUAUAGGUCAUUGGUCAGAUUUAAUCGGACUUUCUACCACUCGUGCACGUUGGCUAGCUUUGUGCCCUGGCUCUCCCAGCUCAGAGAGCUAAGGCGUAAAGCUAAACCACCCUGACAUGGUGACCUGAAUCUGGCAGCGUUACUUGUUUUUUUUGUUAUUGGCUUAGUGAAAAUGGGUACAUAAACAAGAAGAUAGUACCACUGAAGGACAGCAUUUUUUAAAGAACAUAAAAAAAAACUUGGAAACAUAAAGAGGUAUAAAUAAAAGAUACAGGUAAAGAAGGUGGAAAUAGGUUAACUGUAUGGUCACUAUGGAUGCCAUAGAUACUUAUUUUUCUAACUUAAUCUUUUAACAAAAUAUAGAUUUGUAUGAAGAAAUUCAGGAACAGCUAUUUUUUUCUGUUAAUCAAAACAUUUUCAAGUUAUUUCUUAAUUCCAUACAUUUUUUCAAAUAUCAAAGCUGAAAUAAUACUGGAAAGAAUUAACAUACAAUAGCAGGAAAAAUGAAUUAAGUGCAUCUUUUUGGAAUUCAGAAUCAAACAUUGGAAGACUUUUAUAUACAUAGUAUUUUUUACUUGUGUGUAAGUAAGUAAAAGAAAAGGUUGAGGAAAACAUACAUUCUAAUUAUUCUUCCCUUGUCUUUCUAUUUGGACAUUUUUCUUUACAUACAUUUGUUUAGACCUCUUUCUUUCCAUAUUUGUUUAGUUCUUUUUCUGUUUUUAUUUUUGACCCACUGACCUUAAUAUGAUGAAACAAUAGCUGAUUAAUGUGAUUACCUCUAACUACUGUUUUAAAUGGAUUUGAUCCUUUUCAAGGUUUGUGUUAGAUUUGUUGUUGAUUCUGUGAAUGAACAUGCCUGCACUUUAAAGACACUUGAUCCCUUGCAGCUGAAAUGAGCAAAAACUGAAUUAUGGCCCUUGGGUUGUUCAUGAAUGUUGCAAUCCAGAGUUUAAAAAACAUUAAAUGGCAUGAAUGAUGUCACAUUUUGGUUGAGACUUUUUUUAUUCUUUUUUAUUUCUUUACAUUUCAAUAAAUGCAAAACAGAUGUAAGAAAACCAAGGCUGGAUCGUUUUACCUUUACGGUGUUUAAAUACAUUUUUCUUCGAUUUCAGUUGGUUCUAUUUCCCUCAACAGAGUAAAACCAGAGGUAAAAGUUCAGCCUCUUGUCAGAUCUGCCCCCCAAUCAGCUGAACCUCUAUCCCGUCAGCAGUCAGAAGAAGGCCUCUCAUGUGCCAGUUGACCGUGGGUUAGGGUUAGUCUGGUGGACGGCGCCUAUCUGUACACGGGAGGCACGUCGACCUUGAUGCGUAGCGCGCUGACGGGGUCCUGGCAGAAAACCGAGAUGUACUCCAGCACUUUGGAGUUCAGCUUUUUCUCGCUCUCCUUGGCUCGGAGCCUCUCUUUGUCCCAUCGCUCCUUCUCGCCGUUCAUCUGGGAGAAGAGGUUGACCUGGAUGGUGCGCAGCGUGGCCGCCAGGACGUAGAAGCCCCCCUGCAGCAUGUGGCUGAAGGCGGCGCCCACGCUGAGCGCCGCGCCCAUCAGGUUGGGCACCGUCUCGCACACCACGCACACGCCCUCCAGGAAGUGCAGCGUGCUCUUCUUGGCCAGCGGCUGGCCCGGGCUGCUGUAGCCGGGCGGGGGCGGGCUCUGCUGGGCAUGGCUGAACAGGUGCCGCGCGCAGUCGAAGAAGUGCGAGGCGGCCCGGCGGAGCGGGAGCAGGGCCAGGUACAAGUGGCAAGCGGCUUUGGUCAGGGCGUGGAAGAGCAGCCGCAGCUCAAGCACGGCAUUGCCUGUCUAUAAAGCAGAAAAUCCACAGCAGCGCAAUACACGCAGCCAGCGACGUCCACCAGUCCAUGAGGCCUCCCCCCUGUCCCGUCCCGGACCCUGCAGCGAACAGAAGGACAGCUGAGAAGAUGAGCUAUGACCUGGCCCAGC